CCUUAUCCAACCAAGCACACGAGUUUCAAUCUAGAGGCUCUAAGGCAUACUUUGCUUCACUUGAGUUGGAGAAGAUCGAUCAACAAUGGCAACGAUGAUUUCUUCAUCUUUCGCACUAUCUUCCCUCUCCAAUCAUGUUAUCUCUUCGAAGCUACCAUUCGCAUCCUCCAGUAAUUACUUUAUCCUCAAAUCAAAUACCCAGUUUAGACUUCGGAAAUGCACACCCAUUUCACUUUCCUCAAUGAAACUCCGAAUUCAAUGUCUCAGGGAUACAAGGGAAGAAGAUCCAAAGUCUAAAGGAUUAGAAUGGCCUAUCUUACGUCGAUGGGAUGUGCCUUGGAAAUGGCAGACUGUUUCUCUAACCUCACUUGCAUGUGGACUAAGUUUUGUUUUGACAGGUUUGAUUGAAUCAGCAGCUAUUCCUUAUCUUGGGAUUCAAGUUGAUGAACUUAGUUUAGAUCAGAAAGCUCAAAUACUGUUUCUUGAUCAAUCAAUUGUGACUGCAGUUGUGCUAGGAGUUAUAUUUACUCUUACAAAGUCAUCGGAAACGGACUCUAAUGAAAUAUUUCGCUACGAUUUUAAGGAACCAUUCAAUCUACAAAAGGGUUGGCUUUUGUGGGCGGGCAUUGGACUUGCUGGUGGUGCACUAACGAUUGUGUUAACAGGAGUUGUGAUGUCAUUCUUUAGUAGCGAAGCACCUCAACGAGAUGCUGAUGCUCUUGUUCGAUUGCUUCCAUUAAUUGGAUCCUCAAACAUCAGCACUGCUUGUUUGUUAGGCAUUACGGGUGUUCUAGCUCCUGUGCUGGAGGAAACUGUUUUUCGAGGAUUCUUUAUGGUUUCCCUCACCCAAUGGUUGCCCACACCAUUAGCUGUCUUUAUUAGUGCUGGAGUAUUUGCAAUAGCACAUCUAGCUCCUGGAGAAUUCCCGCAACUCUUCUCUUUAGGAGUUGCUUUGGGAUUUUCGUAUGCACAAACCCGAAAUCUUCUAACUCCUAUCAUGAUACAUUCUCUAUGGAAUUCGGGUGUCAUUCUGUUUCUCACAUUUCUUCAGCUACAAGGUUACGACAUCAAGGAAUUGCUGCAGGGAUCGUGAGUGUUUAGCGAAAAAACAUAAGAAUGUAACUAGAGAGUCCUUUAAGUGUCAUAUAUAUAUGGCUAUAACUUUGCUUCAAUGAAUGAAGGAUUCUAUACAUUUUGUGGGAGAUUGAAAUGAAAUUGUUAAGGAUCAUUCUUGAUAAAUUAAGUUUUAGUGUACUAAAUUUUGCA
Impatiens glandulifera is the source of this 1266-nucleotide messenger RNA. RefSeq lists its product as uncharacterized. The record is from RefSeq and is a predicted model, not a curated record. Gene Ontology annotation, cellular component: membrane. Lineage: Eukaryota; Viridiplantae; Streptophyta; Magnoliopsida; Ericales; Balsaminaceae. Gene Ontology annotation, biological process: CAAX-box protein processing. Gene Ontology annotation, molecular function: metalloendopeptidase activity. The transcript has 10 exons. Bases 86 to 1093 code for a protein of 335 amino acids.